AUGGGUUUCGGCAGUACAUGGAGGGCAUGGGUAAAGGAGUGUAUAAGGUCGGUAUCCAUCUCUAUUCAAGUUAAUGGAUCCCCUUCAAAAGCAUUUAAAAUGGAGAGGGGACUUCGUCAAGGUGACCCGUUAUCGUCAUUCCUGUUUGUCUUGGUAGUGGAUGUGCUCAACAGAAUGAUCGGCGAGGCAGUGAGGAACGAUGACAGAAUAUUAUUCUGCCCGCUAGAAGAGGGGAUAGUGAGGAGUUAUAAGAGACUUCUGAGGUGUUUCGAGGUUAUGUCGGGACUGAGCAUUAACUUUGAGAAGUCUAGCUUGAUACCAGUGAAUUGCAGUCAGGAGUGGACCAAGAAGGUGGAAGAGAAGCUCAGCCUAUGGAAAGCGAAGGUGCUAAGUAAGGCUAGAAAGCUGGUACUCAUUAAGUCUGUCAUAAACAGCCUACCAGUGUACUACUUGAGCCUGUAUAAGAUGCCGAAUGCGGUUGCUCGAAGAAUCAUUUUAUUACAGAGGAGAUUCUUCUGGGGGAAAGAUGACGGACGAUCUAGCAUGGCUCUUGUGAAAUGGGAGGUGAUCCAGGCACCAAAGAAGCUAGGAGGGCUGGGAGUGGGUGAUGUAGUGGUUCGCAACACUGCUUUACUGUUUAAAUGGUGGUGGCGUUUCUCGAAGGAGGACUGUUCGUUGUGGAAGAAGAUUAUUUUAUCAGUGAGAGGGGGUCCAUGGAGAGAUAUAUGUCAUCUACAAAUAAAGGAGCAAGAAGUAAGACAGAAGAUGAUUGAUGGCCUCGCGAUUGAGGUAGGGGAUGGCAGGACUACCAGAUUUUGGGAGGAUACGUGGUUGCAAAUAGGAAAAUUGAAAGACUGUUAUCCGAGGCUCUUCUUCAUUUCGAACCAAAAAGGAUCACCAAUUGGGGAUUGUGGGUUUUGGGAUGGGAUAGAGUGGGUUUGGCAUUUUCAGUGGAGGCGGGAGCUCCGCCAGUGGGAAUCAGAGACUUUAGAUCAGCUGAUGCAUGCCUUGCAAUCUGUUAGGCUGAUAGCAGAAGUGCAAGAUAGAGUGGUGUGA
Molecule: messenger RNA, 1056 nt
Organism: Arachis stenosperma
Lineage: Eukaryota; Viridiplantae; Streptophyta; Magnoliopsida; Fabales; Fabaceae
Exons: 4
Coding region: 1-1056 (351 amino acids)
Source: RefSeq, a predicted model, not a curated record